UCAUGCUAGCUCAGCUAAUAAAAAUGAUACUGUGCUUUUAGAUGCAUAUCAACUCAAAGAACUUUAUUCUCAAUAUAUAAUUCGAGUAGCAGGAAAAUAUUAUAUAGUAAUUGACUAUCUUUCUAAAAUUUAUAGAAUACUUGAUACCUAUGAAUAUAUUGAUAGAAAUCAACCUCUUCGUUUGAUUAUUGAUAUUGAUGCAAAGCAAAAGUCUGAUCAAAAUAAUUUUGAACUUCCUUCUCUAGAUAGUGAAAAAAUUAUUUGUGGAGAUUUGAUGUCUCAAAUUUUGGUUGCUUGUAUAGAUACAUUAAGCCUAAUACCAGAUUAUUAUAGAAAACUUAAAGGCUUUACUGAAAAAGUUAUUGAAUUUAGUUGGAAAACCUUAUUCAAAGUUUAUUGA
This is a messenger RNA of Racocetra persica, 400 nucleotides long. The record is from the annotation of a GenBank genome assembly. NCBI's taxonomy places the organism in Eukaryota, Fungi, Glomeromycota, Glomeromycetes, Diversisporales, Gigasporaceae.